UCAUGGAUCCCUUUUUUUGAAACCUGUAACAACCUAAUUAUAGCAAACAGGUCCUUAAUGAGCUUGUUCGGUGGCCAACUCUGUACCUAACUCCAGUUUCAGUAGAACUGUAGAAGGCCUUCUCCAUCAGAUUGCGUGCUUCGCUCAUAUGUAAUGCAACUAUGCGACCUUCAAUAUGUCACUUGUGAGUUGUGACUUCUGAGGCGCUAUCAAAUUGAUCCACCAGUCACCACUGCACUGCAGUAGCAGGACAGAAAUGGAGUGGUCUUGCAUUCUUGCUCGUGCUAGCUCUCGCGACGCAUCCUUUUCGGCGCGGCCGUGCGAUUUGGACGGCGCGCGCGCACGCAACGCGCGGUGGACAAGCGCACGGCGCGUCAGGGCGUCCUGACGCGCGCGCUCGCUCGCUCGCUUGUGCGCGUGACGCCAGCCGGCCCCCGCCCGAUCGAGGGGCCAUGUGAGUGUGUCACCCAUCUGACGGGCCCCCACUCGCCACCUACGCAAGCGAGCGAACGAGGCCGAGGCCGGGCCGCGCACGCAGAUCGGAAUCCGGAGCAACCGUUCCUAAUCUCGCAUCGUUCCGUCUACCGGGCACCGGCUCCCGAGAAUCCCCGAUCCGGAGCUGGUCGUGUCCUCGCGAAUGGCGGCCGCAGCGGAGGUGCAGGCGGAGGGGUCCGCUCCCCCGCCGCCGCGGACCGGCGAGGCGGCGGCGGCGGCGGAGGCGACCGAGCCUCCUGCGACGCCCGAGAAGCGCAGCGCGCCGGCGGAACGCGAGGAGGAGGAGAAGGGGGAGGAGCCGCGGCCGGAGCCUAAGCGGCGGCGCGCGCGCGUCGCGGCGCUCGAGAGCGUGCCCCGCGCGGCGGAGGUCGCGGCCGCGGCGGCUGAGGCGGUGAGGGCGAGCAGAGAGGACGAGCCCGGGUCCGCGGACGGCUGCGACGGAGGAGGGUCGUUCUCGUUCCACGCGCGGAGCUUCUCCGGCGCGCAGACGACGCCCAAGUUCGGGUCCUUCAACCCCGCAGCCGCCGCCGACCUCUUGGCCUUCCACUUGAAGGCCCCGCGGCGCCCCGCGGACGCGGCAGCGGCAGGAGAGGCGGAGGACGGGGCGGUCGCCGGCGGCGACGAGGAGGCGGCAGCCGAAGGCUGCGAUGGGGAUUCACGCUAGCUCGGGAGGUAGUCAAGUGGACUGUUUGACGCGUGAAUGACUUUGUUUUGACUUUUGGGCGAGGAACUGCCCUCUAGCAAUUGUAACUUGUGUUCAUUUCUUCAUCUUCUUCUCUGCUGUGUACGUGUGUAAUGUGAUGUAAUCUACUGGCGACGGUGGUCUUGUUAGACAAAUUAGUGAUUUGUAAUGAUAAAAUUAGGAAAUGAAAGUGAUAUCUUGUUCAUUUGAGUGAUGGA
This is a messenger RNA of Phragmites australis (common reed), 1395 nucleotides long. RefSeq lists its product as uncharacterized. The transcript has a single exon. NCBI's taxonomy places the organism in Eukaryota, Viridiplantae, Streptophyta, Magnoliopsida, Poales, Poaceae. The record is from RefSeq and is a predicted model, not a curated record. The coding region runs from base 638 to 1159 and encodes 173 amino acids.